AGCGUUUGCAGAAGCCCCUUUUUUUUGCAGUCUGCUUCCUAUUAAUAAAGAAACCGAGGGCACAAGAUGGGAACCGGAGAGGACCAUGUCCGAGGAAAGGUGUAAAAAAGAGUGAAAUUGCAGCAGCUUCAUCUGAAGUACUCAAUCACCCAUGCGACGUCAUUCUGGUCCGUGUGUAGUUUCCUGUUAACUGCGAGCAUGUUAGCCGAUCUGUAUAGACUUCACACCGAGGACGUGUGUGGGAUGUUGAAGAGCAACGAAGGUGGAUAGUACUUGCAAAUCAGGUCACAAGAUUGCAACCAAUAGCGGGCACUACGUGGUGCAAGGAAGCACGCAGCUCUAAUAAAUACUACUAUAAAUGGAGGCUCGAGAUUAGGCUGCGUCCUGCUGCUUAGACGUGACUGACGCUUCAAAUCUUUAUAUGGUGAACUGAACCCCUGUUCUCACAGGACAUGGAUAAAGGGUGGUUUAUCGGACUUGAGAGGAUUCCUCCAACAAAAUCUGAACAGAGGAUGUCCAGCUGCAGCAGUGUCUCGAGGUCCUGCGUUACUAUAAACCUGAGUGAAAUGCUCCGAGCCGACAAACCUAAUGCACAGAAGAAGCCGGUUCCAAUCCGCCCCCCAAGCCCCAGAGUCUCUUUGCCAAAAGAACAGUUUCAACGCAGUCUCUCCUGUGAACCCACACCUAAACCCAUCAUCCGUCAGCGAUCACACUCACUGCCUUCUGCCACACAAAAGAAAAAGCAGUGCAGAAAUGUUGGUGUACGGUUUGUUGACUCUUUGGGACUGGACCUGGAAGAUGUCAAGAUUUUUAAAUCGGGAGAGGAUCCAUUUGUACCACAGCAUGUUACCUUUAGAUUGUUGAUGGGUGCAGAGAUGGCCGAUGCAAGGCAUCUGGAGAUUUCUUUGCCAUACCUGAAGCCAGCAUUUGCCCAGCAACCUGGAGACCAUCCAGGAUUCCUGCAUCAUCUCUGUGAGAAGAAAGUGUGUCUGGAGAGAGUCCUGUGUUUUGAACUAGGGGUCAUCGGAAUCACCCAAGUCCUCAAUUUGGACUUUGAGAAAGAUGUGACGGCUCGCUAUUCAUUUACGGGGUGGAAGACCUGCACAGAAGUUAAGGCUUCUUGGGUGUCCAACAUCACUAAGAGCUGGGAAGGAGGAAUGGGCCAAAUCAGCUCUGAUACGUUUCGUUUUCAUCUGCCUGUCCCUCCAUUCCUGCAGCCAGAAGCAGUCUUAGAGUUUGCCAUUAAGUACAAAGUCGGUGGAGCUGAGUACUGGGACAACAAUGAUGGAAAGAAUUACAAGUUAGUUUGCCAAAACUACAAACUUUCUGUGCCCAAAGAAUGUGAGGAUAGCAUGGUGCACUUCACUUAGGAUGGAUGCACACUAAAGGAGAAUUAUUUUAGAGCACUUAAUGAGUACAUGCAGCAAUACCUGUAAUAGCAAAAGGGCACUCAGCGAACACGUCAUUUGCCAUGGCCAUUUAUGCUAUUUUUUGCAAUUUCAAAGAAAGCGAUCAGAAUCUGCAUGAAAAUUAAGUUCUUGUUGUGAGCAUGCUGCACAUUGCCAUAUAAUUUUUUGAGAUUUGGCUUUUUUUUUGGGGGGGGGGGUUGUGCAAUCUUAGAGAGACAAAUGCACUGAUGAGAUAAACAACAUAAACUGCUCAUUGUCUCAGUAGCGUUGGCAUAGUAGCAGUUUGAAAAUCUAAAAAAACCACAAGUGCACUUACAUCUAGUGCCAGCUUUACUGCCACUGUUUUACACUUGUAUUUUUGUUUGUAAAAAAAAAUUGCACAGAAUUAUAUUUUCCUACUAAAAAAUUGCACUUCAGUGUGGGAACAUCCCAUACAUAAUUGUUUUGUGAAGCUGAAAUGAAUGCACUUCAAUCCAUGUUUUCCUCCAGCUGUUUGUAAGUCAAAUGUCAAAACAUGCCAUUGAUGCAAACUAAAUGUUUCUUAUGUGGUGAACAAUAUUUAGGUUACAAAAUUCAGUUGUAAUAUUCUUAGAAAAUGCUGGAGUCCCACAUCUUAAAUGGGGUUUCUCCUAUUUUUCUUUUAUCAGCCUUUCUGAAGAAGCUGGUCAGUGCUUUUUUUUUUUUUAAUGACAGA
Archocentrus centrarchus (flier cichlid) is the source of this 2103-nucleotide messenger RNA. It is a transcript of the gene ppp1r3da, whose product is annotated as protein phosphatase 1, regulatory subunit 3Da. Gene Ontology annotation, cellular component: protein phosphatase type 1 complex. Gene Ontology annotation, molecular function: protein phosphatase 1 binding; glycogen binding. The transcript has 2 exons. The record is from RefSeq and is a predicted model, not a curated record. Gene Ontology annotation, biological process: regulation of glycogen biosynthetic process. Bases 453 to 1370 code for a protein of 305 amino acids. Lineage: Eukaryota; Metazoa; Chordata; Actinopteri; Cichliformes; Cichlidae.